GGGACCGACUUCAGUCCCUGAUGUGGCAUCAUGUUCGAAUGUCAUUCCAAGCCAAAAAUGUCGGCACAAUGACCUGACGCCAGCCCAAUUUGUGGAGCGAUCUUUCACUCCAAGAUCUGAAGAUCUCAGUUCGCUUGCAGUUGUCAGGGUCAGUUCCAUUGGAAGAUCACAAAAAAGUUUUACUCAGCUUCCUUAGUUAGAAUAUCAUCAAUUCACCAUGAGCGACGAGGAGGAACACUACGAAGGCGAAGAAGAGGAGGAAGAAGCUCCACCGGAAGAAGAAGAGGUAGUGGAAGAAGAAGAGGAGGUCGUGGAAGAAGUUGAGCACGUCGAGGAGGAGGAAGCAGUGGAAGAAGUCGUGGAGGUUGAGGCGGAACCUGAAGCACCCGCUGAGGAGGUUGUGGAAGAGCCAGAACCCGAGCCAGAACCAGUGGCAGAAGAUAAAUUUGUAGUGGGCAGUGAAGGAAAUACCGAAGAAGAAAAACGAGUGGAAUACCAGGCCGCUCUUACGCAAGUGCUGCUGCUGGAACUGCAGAGUCCCGACGAUCCCACGGUCGAGUUAGCGGCGCGCAAACUCGAUAACUUUUUUGAAACACCCGAGCAUGCCGCUCAUACGGAUUGCUUUUGCGCCUUGGGAGGUCACGGUCUCCUGCUCAUGUUGUUGCAAAAGUGGAAAGACAGUGCCAGUAUUCAGGAACUCCUGUUCAGUUGUCUGGCUCAUCUCUGUCAAUGGGCGCGUUCCAACGAUGUCAAUGUCUUGUCGACCAUUCUUAUCAUGCGCGGAAUGGAUCUGAUUGCCGAUUCCAUGGCACGAUUUCCCGAAUCCAGCAAGCUCUAUGUCGACUGUCUCGUCACUAUUACCUGUCUCUGUCGCAAGGAAGACUUGGAACGACACACCACCACCAAGAAAUCCAUUACGGGUGCCGUGCCAUUGGUCUGUACGGCCGUCAAGAUUUUCCCCGAGAAUCGAGAGGUUCUCUUCAAUGGGUGCAAGGCGCUCAAGACAUUUUGUGAAAUGAAACUCAACGAAAUCAAGGACAUGAAGGGACAGGCCAUCUCGGUGGUGGGUGCCUCGCUUCAAAACUUUCCAGAUGAUGUCGAGAUUAACAAGAUUGCAUUUUCCUUCUUGAGAAAGCUGGGAUCCAUGUGCGGAUACGAGUCGGAAGAAGAAGAGGAAGAGGAGGAAGAAGUAAAAGAGAAAAAGGCUGCCAAGUCCAAGAGGAAAUCCGUCAAAGGGAAGAAGAAGGCCAAGAAAGUAGAGUCAGAAUCAGAAGAAGAGGAGAGUAGCGAGGAAGAAGAAGAAGAGGAGGAAGAAGAAGAAGAGGAGGAGGAGGAAGAAGAAGAAGUAGUAGAGGAGGUGGUGAAGCCUGAGCCGCCUAAAGUUAGGCCUGUGCUAUCUCCAAAAGCUCCAUCCGUCAAGAAAAAGUGGGGCAGCCAGUGGAAACCGUCCCCCCACUAACUAAAGACAAGCAAUGGCGAAGGCCAAUGCAUUUACCCGACGGAGGGCAUAGACGACACCAAUGGUCGUGACUGACUAGUCACCAGCAGAAGAAGCAGUAGACGAGGAGGAGUGAUGAAAAAUAAAAGGAAGGCCAAUGAAGCCUCGAUGGUCAAGCGACCACACGCACUUAUCGCAAGUUGGCGGAAGGAGCUCGAGAGAAAUACCGUAGUUUAUUAGUUGUGAAUAUGUAUGUAUAGAUGUUGGAAGGCUACCGUACUCAUCAUGGUGAUCAAUGCUGUGUUUCAAGUAUAUUUGUAGUACUUUGGAAUUCGAGCUUCGUUAUCCACACCCCUUGCUUGCUGCACCGACGUCGACUGAUCGCAGCCAGGCAUGCCAUGUUGUGGCACAUACCAUGCCUAAACCUCUACAUCUGUUAAUUCUGGGCUCUCUUCUUCAGCAGAUGUUGAUUCUGGGCUCUCCGUAGACACUGGGCUCUCUUCAUCUGCAGAUGGUUCCUUUGCUGCCAUGUAGGUCCGUUCAAUAAAUGGCCCUUCCACAAAAUGAACAAACAGAAGAAUGCUGGCUUGGUAACCAACAUAGGCAAUGCAUCCUGGAACAGAGCGAUAAAAGAUGGCCGCUCCAAGAGUCUGGACAUAUCCAGCAGUGUAGGUUGGAUGAUGAAUAUACUUGUAGAGUGAGGAUUCCACAAAAUGAGAGUUGGGGGUAUCCAAUAGCAUAUCACGCAAAAAGUAGCUGUUGUAGCCGGUUAAAGUGCAGGCCCAUCCUUUGAAGAAGAACCCAGUCAGGACCAAAAUGACUCCAACAAGGGUGGAUGCUACAUCUGGGAUUGCCGCUGGAAAUGGAAUGGCCCCCACUGAUUGACAAAAGGCACGGAACCCACAGCCAAGGAAAAACCACAUGACAGAAAAGAGAACCUCGGAGAUCAUGAUGUAGUUGGCCCUGCCAACUCUAUCACGAAGAGGCACUUUCACCACAAGCAUCCACAAGGAGAGCCCAACAUAGUAGAAGAGUGAGGAUGCCGCGAGGAACAUGGUCCCAGGAAGCCAACCAGUUCCAAGUACUGCCUUCCAAUCAAUCAUGUAAUUGAAAAUGAUUUCAGCAACAAAGAUAGUGCCAACCCAAGUGCAGUAGUAGAGACCAUGGUGCUUGAGAUAACCUGGAAUGAAUGGAUAAUCGAUGCGGAUUCCUAGAUACACAGGGAACAUUGCCUUGAUGGCCAUGGCAACAAAGUCCACUGCAGCCCGGAAGGAGAUCUUCUCAUGCCUCUUGAAACACUGAAGCGGCUCUGAGAUGUCUACUGUUGGCAUGUUUGCAGCUGUCUCAUAGUAGUUGUUGGAAGUGCUGUUGGUUGAUGUCAUCUUUUUGGGGGUUCUGUAUUGAUUGUGAUGAAGGAAAAGUUGUGUGGGUGUUGAAAGGCUGUGUUCUAGCUCUGGGAAUUGAGUGAGCGUCAACGCCAACAGUAAACUUGUGGGAAUGUGUUGCAGAUGAACGUUCGUCCACGAUCUCACGUGCACGGUCCCUCGUCCCUUUCGCUGUAAUCCGACAGAAGCGCUACUGGUAGACUAGUGGGGCAGUUCAGGUAAAUAGUGUUUGCAACACUUUGCUACCGGUCUUACGCAAAAAAUG
Seminavis robusta is the source of this 3088-nucleotide messenger RNA. NCBI's taxonomy places the organism in Eukaryota, Bacillariophyta, Bacillariophyceae, Naviculales, Naviculaceae. The record is from the annotation of a GenBank genome assembly.